AUGUCGCCCUAUAUUCAAGGUGACAGUUCUUCUAGCACUAGUGGAGCAUCGACCCCUCCUGCCCUGGUCCAAGUCGAUGAUGCCUCAAAGUGCGAACCGAUUGCCAUCAUUGGCAUGGGUUGUCGUCUUCCAGGUGGCAUUGCCUCGCCCCAAGAUCUCUGGAACUUCCUGGUCGAAGGGCGCUCCGGUCAGUGUGACGUUCCGCCGUUAAGGUGGAACAUUGAUGGCUUCUACCACCCCAACAGCAACCGACCUGGAAGCAUGAACACAAAAGGUGGAUACUUCAUUCAAGAGGACAUUCGCCAGUUCGACAAUGGUUUCUUUGGCAUCAACAAUCUGGAAGCAACAUUCAUGGAUCCUCAGCAGCGUAAGCUACUAGAGGUCUGCUAUGAAUGCUUUGAGAGCGCCGGCGCUACACUGGAGGACAUCUCCGCAGCUAACAUUGGAUGCUACGUUGGCAAUUUCACUAUUGAUUAUAUUACCAUGCAGGCGAAGGAGGCCGACUACUUCCAUCGCUAUAAUGCUACUGGUAUGGGAACGACCAUUCUGGCCAACCGAAUUAGUCAUGUCUUCAACCUCACGGGACCCAGUGUGGUCCUUGAUACAGCUUGCUCUUCCUCUCUGUAUGCUGUUCAUAUGGCCUGUGCCGCUAUUGACGCAGGUGAAUGCGACGCGGCUAUCGCAGCUGGUGCAAAUUUGGUCCAAGCGCCGGAGCAGCACCUUGGCACGAUGAAGGCAGGUGUCCUUUCCGGCACGUCAACAUGUCACACAUUCGACGCUUCAGCAGAUGGAUAUGGGCGUGCCGAUGGAAUCGGUGCUGUUUACCUCAAGAAGCUAAGCAAGGCGCUUGAAGACAAUGACCCUAUUCGAGGCAUCAUUCGUGGAUCAGCGGUCAAUGCCAACGGAAAGACCAACGGAAUCACCCUCCCCAGCUCUGACGGGCAAGAGGCUGUUAUUCGCAAGGCCUACGCGAAGGCCGGUCUGGAAUACAAAUACAACGAAACAAGUUACGUCGAGUGCCACGGAACCGGAACCGCCGUGGGAGACCCUAUCGAAUUGGAAGCCGUGUCUCGAGUGUUCAAGAAGCGGCCAGCUCAAGCUCCUCUGCACGUUGGCUCUGUCAAGACAAACCUCGGCCAUUCCGAGGCUGCGUCGGGAUUCUCUAGCAUUUUCAAAGUCGCAAUGGCGCUCGAGAAGGGCGUUAUCCCACCCACUAUCGGCGUCAAGAAGAUCAAUCCCAAGAUCAAGGCUCAGGAGUGGGGGGUCAAGAUCGUCACAGAAUCGACCGAAUGGCCAGCUGAGAACCUGUCCCUUGAGAAACCAACUCGUCGGGCCGGUGUUAACUCUUUUGGAUACGGUGGUGCAAACAGUCAUGCCAUCUUGGAAGCCGUUGACAAUUUUAUUCCACUACGCAAGGGGCCCUCCUCCGAAGCCCUGUCGAAGAUGAAGUCAACCUUCAUUCUUCCAGUUUCAGCUAAUUCGGUCGCAUCUCUUGAGGGUCAAUUGAGCAAUCUGUCCUCGCUAGAUCUUGACAGUGCAAACGUUGUUGAUUUGGCUUACACCCUCGGUGUUCGUCGGUCCAAUCUUUCAUGCAGAGCCUUCACGCUUGCUGGACAAAGUACUCUCCGGGAGAACCUGCGCUCGGAGAGUUUUGUCCUCCCCAUUGAGGGAGCAAGCUACACCAAGCUUCCUUUCGCUUUUGUCUUCACGGGUCAAGGCGCCCAGUGGGCUCAGAUGGGUAAAGAGCUCAUCGAAGAAGUCCCUUCGUUCCGUAAGAGCUUGGUUGAACUGGACAAUGCUCUGCAAAGGCUUCCUCACGCUCCAAACUGGACCCUAAGACAAGCUCUCUUGGACCCGAAGGAGACAUCUCAGAUCAACCAUGUCACUCGGUCUCAGCCUGUUUGUACAGCAAUUCAGAUUGCGUUUAUUCAACUCUUGCGUAAGUGGGGUGUUGAGCCAGAGGCUGUUAUUGGACACUCGUCAGGUGAGAUUGCCGCAGCAUAUGCUGCUGGGCUUCUCAGUGCAACAGACGCAAUUAUCAUAGCCUACUACCGUGGUUAUGUGGUUGGACAUUCUCAACUUCCAACCAAGGGAGGCAUGGUGGCUGCGGGUAUCGGGAAGGAUCAGGCGCAGAUUGAGAUUGACAGCUUGGAUUUGUCGGAUGCGGUCAAAGUCGCCUGCAUCAAUUCUCCAGAGAACGUCACUAUCAGUGGAGAUGCCGAUGGAAUCGACAAGAUUGUAGCUCAUUUACAAGGGAAGGGCAUUUUCGCCCGCAAGCUCAACACCAAUGAUCGUGCCUACCACUCUCAUCACAUGGUCCUACUCGGUCAACAGUACGAAGAUAUGCUUGUCGACAAUCUGCCGCCUCCCCCGCCCUUUCGGCUGGAGAACAAAGUCCGAUGGAUCUCCUCUGUGACUGGCCAGGAGGUGACUGGAAAGGUCCAGCCUUCAUAUUGGAGAGCUAACCUCGAGUCGCCUGUCCGGUUCAGUGAUGCGGUUGAGGGUCUCAUCAAGGGAACCAAAUACCACCUGAUUGAACUCGGCCCCCAUUCAGCUCUGGAGCUACCCAUCAAGCAGACCAUGACCAAGUUGAACAUUAAACCUGGAAACUAUAACUACUCGGCCGCUCUCACCAGAAACAAGAAUGCCGUCACUUGUUUGUUGAAUACAGUUGGUAACCUUUACUUGCAUGGCCAUGCAAUUGACUUUGCCCAAGUCAAUUAUGUGGAGACCUCUACAACUUCUUCAGCGCGGAAUACUUCCAAGUAUCCCGUGCACAAACAGGGCAAGGUCAUUAAAGACCUACCGCCGUACGCCUGGACAUAUGACACUCUUCUAUGGAGUGAGGGCCGUGCGAGUACUGAGUACCGUGAGCGUAAGUACCUGCACCAUGACCUUCUCGGCUCGCAGAAACCGGGAGGCAAUGGACUCCUCACAACGUGGAGGAAUGUCCUCAAAGCUGAAGACAACCCUUGGCUUCUUGACCACAAACUGGAGGACACUGUUGUCUUUCCAGGAGCGGGCUACAUUGCAAUGGGUAUUGAGGCUAUCUGCCAAGUCACGGGAAGGAAGUCUUCGGAUCCUGGAUCGAUCGCUCUACGACAGUUCCAAAUUCUCAAGGCCCUGCCACUCUCUGCAGACUCAAAUGCCCCAGGCGUCGAGAUCUUCACUCAGAUACAUCCGAUGGCUAUCUCUGCUUCGUCAAACUCCAAGACAUGGUGGGAGUUCGAGAUCACCAGCUACAAGGAUGGCAUCACUACCACUCACGCAACCGGUAAACUCAGCGUUACCGACACGCCGGAGUUGGCCAAGCCCAGUCUUCUCCCGGAAAACAUCGAUCUUGAGGCUCUUGCCAUUCGGAACUGGUACGGACAGUUCACCAAGGUUGGACUAAGCUACGGUCCCCAAUUUGCGGCUCUCGAAGAGAUUCAAAGUCCGAGGGCCAGGGUUGGCAAACAUUGUCGCGCAAAGACCCAGCUUUUGCAGGGUGGUGGAGAGGGGAAGGAGACUCAAUCGACAUAUUUGGUUCACCCCAUCACCAUUGAUGUAAUGCUGCAAGCCGGCAUCAUCGCCAGCACGGGGGGCAUUAUCAGAAACCUUCGAGCUAAUGUCCCGGUAUCCAUUGAAGAGGCUUACUUCCAAGCUCCUUCGACUCCACCAAAGGAUUCUGUCUAUAUCGAUGCGGAGACGGAUAGAAUUGGCUUUGCUGCAUACAUGAUCAACACUUGUCUCUAUGAUAACAACGACCGACCUUGCGUUGUAUUGAAGAAUGUUCGGGUGACUGGCUACCAAGGAGCCGCGCAGGUGACCGAUGAACUGGAGCGGGAGCCAAUGCUUCGACUCCUAUGGAAGCCCGAUGUAACCACUCUGUCCAGCGAUGGGCUAGCCCAGUAUCUCUCUUCUUACAAACAGACUGGCGUUGACCAAUUUGCCGCCAUGGUCGACAUUAUCUCCCACAAGAAUCCCAGACUGCAGAUUCUGGAUGCCACCAACUCGGACGACCUUGCAGCAAAAUUCUUGGAUGUUCUUCGAGUGGAUAACGCAUUCAAAAGAUUCCGGUCGUACGCCAGGGGCCAUUUUUCCGAAGAAGGCGAGCUUUCUUUGGAGAUCGUGGACGGCAAGCAGCCCCUCGGUGAAGGCAAGCAGGUCAAGUCAAGUGGACAAGAGAUAUACGACCUUGUGAUUGCGGGAGGCACUCUUACUGACACGCAAUAUUCCCAUCUGGUGGAACUUGUGGCGUCCAGUGGCGUUAUCCUGAAGCUGGCUUCCAACGUGUCCGAGCCCUUGCAUGGGUUUGUGACUGUCAGUACGACCACAGCUACUGGAGAGAAGCUGGAGAUGUCUAGGUUGCUCUCUGAUCAAAAAGGGGAACUUGGCUCACACGGCAUUCUGAUCGUUGAAGAGACAGCGCAAGAGCCAUUCAACGAUGCGCUAGCUCAGUAUCUCUCGCGCGAGGUCGGCUGGGUGGUGAAGCGCGUUCUCCUCCAAGACCUGACCGCCAGCAUGAUUACGCCCAAGACUCUUGUUAUCUCUACCAUUGAAUUAACUCGGCCGGUUCUCUCAACCCUGACUGGAGAAGAGAUGCAAUAUGUCAAGCUUGUCACGGACAACGCCCUCAGUCUUCUGUGGCUUACUGGUGGCGACAAUAUGGAAGGAACACGCCCAGACUUUGCACUGAUGUCGGGACUCUCCAGAGCGCUCAUGUUGGAACAACCCUCGCUGCAGAUUACAAUGCUCGACCUUGAUGUUGUGGAGCCAUCACUGCAGACAUUGCAAAACAUAUCCACCGUUCUGCGUGGAUCUGUCGAAUCAAGCAGCCCAGAUUUCGAGUACGUCCAGAGAAACGGUCUUCUCCACAUCAGCCGAAUGCUGCCAGAGGAGGAGAUGAACCGGGCUUUUCGCGACAAGCAGGGCCAAGUGCCGGCGCUUAUCCCCUUGGGCGAGGCUAUGCCAGCUCGCUUGACCAUUGGAACCGUUGGUCAGUUUGACACACUUGCAUUUAGCCGCGAGGCACCAGACUUUUCGCCUCUGAAGCCAGGUACUGUCGAAAUCGAAGUGAAGUCUGUCGGAUUGAACGCCAAGGACUUCUAUGCCCUUGCUGGGAAGGUUAACACGAAAGAAGCCGUGUGUAAAUUAGAGUGCAGUGGUAUCGUGACCCGGGUGGCUGACAGCGGCAUUGAGCGACUGGCGGUUGGUGACCGCGUCGUCGCAAUGGGACCAGGUCACUUUUUGACGCAUGAGCGGUUCGCAGAAUGGGCGUGUCAAAAAUUGCAAGAUGACGAAGAACUCCACGUCAUGACCACACUUCCCUUGGUCUUCUCCACUGCUAUCUAUGCUCUGCAUCAUCGCGCCCAUAUCAAGGAGGGAGAAUCUGUGCUGAUCCACUCGGCAGCGGGUGGUCUGGGCAAUGCUGCCAUUCAGAUUGCCCAGCUGGCUAAUGCGGAAAUUUACGCGACUGUCAGCACUGAGGAGAAGAAAGACUAUCUCGUAAAGACAUUCAAUCUGAAGCGGGAACACAUCUUCCAUUCUCGCGACUCCUCAUUCCAACAGGCCAUUCUCGCAGCCACUGGAGGCAGGGGUGUGGACAUCGUACUCAACUCUCUCACUGGUGAUCUUCUUCAUGACAGUUGGAGGGUCUGUGCUCCGUGGGGUCGGUUCAUUGAGGUUGGAAAGCAGGACAUCGUCGAUGCAGGAAAGUUGGACAUGGAGAUGUUCCGCCGCAAUGUCACCUUCUCUGCCUUCGAUCUCAGUGAGCUUUCCGACGAGAAUCAGCCAAAGCUGAACCGGAUCGCUGCAAGCCUGCUCGCCGAGACUCUGUCCCUCUAUCGGCAGAAGAAGAUCAAAGCCAUCGAGCCGUUGAAGGUCUUUGAUGUCUCCGAGAUCACGCAGGCGUACCGUUUCUUUGGACUGGGCAACCGCAUUGGCAAAAUUGCUAUUUCUCUGGAGAACGCGAACUCGCUGAUCCCGACUCUACCCACAAAACAUGAUGCGACAUUCAGUGCAAACAAGACCUUUCUUAUGAUCGGUUGUCUUGGUGGGCUAGGUCGCAGUAUCUCAAAAUGGAUGGUUAAGCGUGGCGCCAGAAAAUUCGUCUUCGUCGGUCGAACUGGAACCGACCGAAAGGCCGCCCGACAACUCGUAGAAGAUUUGGAGGCAGAAGGGGCAUACGUCUCAGUUGUUCGUGGAGAUGUCAGCAUCUUGGCUGACGUUCAGGCAGCUGUCGCUGCUAUCAAGGGACCUGUCGGGGGUGUAAUUCAAGCCGCAAUGGGACUCAACGUUGGUCAUCCCGUUUGCCUUUCUGUCUUCAAGAAUACUAACUCCUCACAGGAAGCGCUAUGGACUACGAUGCCUGUGGAAUACUGGCACACGGGAAUCGACCCCAAGCUCAUCGGCUCGUGGAACCUCUACAAUGCUCUUCAGGGUAGAACAGAUGACCUUGACUUCUUCUUGAUGACCAGCUCCGUGUCCGGCAGUGUUGGAACAGCCACGGAGGGCAACUACUGCGCAGCCAACUACUUCCUGGAUGUCUUUGCUCGUUUCCUGCGAAGCAAGGGUCUACCUGGCAUCUCGAUUGGCCUGGGCAUGAUUUCGGAGGUAGGAUAUCUGCAUGAGAAUCCAGAGAUCGAAGCCCUUCUCCUACGAAAGGGUAUCCAGGCCAUUAACGAGGACGAGUUGCUGCAAAUCAUUGACAUCGCCCUCUGUAGCAAGAACAGCACACCGUACGAUACUAUGGCAUCCUGCCAUGUGCUGACUGGUCUGGAGCCUUUGGGUCUUAAGCUUCUUCAGAAGGCUGGCUUCAGCGGUACCAACCCGACUCUAAACGAUCCCCGCGCCAGUGUUCUUGCUUCUGUUCUCGACAGUGACAGCGAUAAGGAUCUGAAGAAUGGAUCCGGCAUGCCGGCUGAGCUGGCCGCUGCCCUGGAGAAUGGCCAUGAAGGACAGUCUGUUUCUGAGGCUAUCGUCCACCUUAUCGUGAAGCGCUUUUCCAAUCUCGUUCUCCAACAGGCUGACAAGAUUGACCCUUCCAAGGCCUUGUCUAAGUUCGGAAUGGACAGUAUGCUGGCAGCAGAAUUCCGGACCUGGUUCUACCAGGCUUUCAAGGUUGAUGUUCCUUUCCUUACCCUGUUAUCGGACGAAACUACUCUCAACUCACUGGGCAAUCUUGUCCAUGUAGCUAUUACCGAGAGUCCGAAUUAG
Molecule: messenger RNA, 7197 nt
Organism: Aspergillus lentulus
Lineage: Eukaryota; Fungi; Ascomycota; Eurotiomycetes; Eurotiales; Aspergillaceae
Source: RefSeq, a predicted model, not a curated record